Molecule: messenger RNA, 1017 nt
Organism: Mus caroli (Ryukyu mouse)
Lineage: Eukaryota; Metazoa; Chordata; Mammalia; Rodentia; Muridae
Gene: Ms4a8
Product: membrane spanning 4-domains A8
Biological process (GO): cell surface receptor signaling pathway
Cellular component (GO): plasma membrane
Source: RefSeq, a predicted model, not a curated record
ACAGCAAAGAGUUGGGAACCAGAGCAAGAGAGACUUACUUGACAACCGGGCACAGUAAGCAUGAAUACGGUAACAUCACCGGGCCCCAUGGCCAAUUCUGUAUAUGUGGUGGCACCGCCCAACAGUUAUCCUGUGGUCCCAGGAACCGUGCCUCAGAUGCCUCUUUAUCCCAGCAAUCAGCCUCAAGUCCAUGUGAUUUCUGGUCAUCUGCCUGGUUUGGUGCCAGCUAUGACCGAACCGCCUGCCCAGAGAGUCUUGAAAAAGGGACAAGUCCUAGGGGCCAUCCAGAUCCUGAUUGGCCUGGUGCACAUCGGCCUGGGCUCCAUCAUGAUCACCAACCUCUUCAGCUACUAUACACCUGUCUCCCUCUAUGGAGGUUUCCCCUUCUGGGGAGGCAUCUGGUUUAUCAUUUCAGGGUCUCUCUCAGUGGCGGCAGAAACUCAGCCCAAUUCACCUUGCCUGCUGAAUGGCAGUGUGGGCUUGAACAUCUUCAGCGCCAUCUGUUCUGCAGUGGGCAUCAUGCUCUACAUCACAGAUAUCAGUAUCUCAUCAGGAUAUAUCUACACUAGCUACUACCCUUACCAGGAGAACUUGGGUGUGAGAACAGGCGUGGCUAUUUCUAGUGUGCUGCUCAUCUUCUGCCUCUUGGAGCUCAGCAUUGCAAGUGUGUCCUCCCACUUUGGCUGCCAGGUGGCCUGUUGUCACUACAACAAUCCAGGUGUGGUCAUUCCAAACGUCUAUGCAACAAACCCAGUGGUCAUCCCAGAACCACCAAACCCAAUACCAAGUUAUUCCGAAGUAGUUCAAGACUCCAGAUAAGUGAACCUGAAGAUUCUAGAGACCAAGUGACAUCCUCUCCUACCUAGACUCUUAUAAACCAAGUUCUUCCUUUCCUGACGAAGGGUAAAUAUCUUUCUUGUGGCCUAAAUUAUAGACUCUUGCUUCAACUCACCCUGGAAAAAUCUCUAUUAAAACAAGAUGGGAGAAUGAAAUGGAUUCAAAUAAAGAUGCUCUAGC